AAGAAGCGGCGGCGAAUGGAGGAGCACGAGGAGUGGGAGCCGCUGUGGAGCGCGCGGGGCAGCCCGGCCACCUCGUCGGCGGGAUCCCUGGAGGUGGCGGACGAGCUGGACGAGCAGCAGAGCCCGCCCGCCGGCGGCAGGAGCAUGGUGGUGUUCGUCGCGGUGCCGGAAGAGGUCAGCGACGGGAGGAGCACGCUGCUGUGGGCGCUGCACAACUUGGUCAGGGACGGUUCCAAGGUCGUGAUCGCUCAUGUCCACAGCCCUGCACAACUGAGGGAUCAAGCCAGCAUUAAACCUGAAGGAAUCAAUGAGUACAGGAAGCUGAAGCGAGCAAAGGCCGAGAAGAACUUAGAUGCGUAUAUUCUGAUAGCAAAAUGCGCCAGGGAGGAUAUAGAGGUUGGUUGUGAGAAAGUAAUAAUUGAGACAGAUAAUGUUGCUAAAGGACUUGAAGAACUCGUCACCCUUCAUAACAUAACCGAUCUUGUAAUGGGAGCAGCUCCAGAUCGACACUUCUCAAAAGAAAUGAACACACCAAAGUCAAUGACAGCACUAAGGCUUAUGGAGACAGCUGCUCCAUCGUGCAAGAUAUGGUUUACUUGUAAAGGGCAUUUGAUAUGUACCAGGGAAGCAACUGAAGGCCUUCCUGUAAUACCUGCAUCACCUGCAAAAAAUGCAACAGAGGCACCAGCAUACAACAUUUCAAACCAAAUGGGAUCAAUGGCACUCACUGAGUUGGAAUACGAAGUAUCAAGCUCCAAAGGAUACACUUCAAGCUCAUUGGUUGCAACAGAAAUGACGGAUUGGGAUUAUCUUUUCGGAGAUUGGGGGAUGAUAGUGUAUGGAUCAUCAAGAAUUGAUGAUGAUACUAAUUUCUCCGGAACUGCUACUCAACAUCCAAUUAUUGGAGACACAAAUGAACUAAUGCCAGUGGUGCAUUCUUCUACACAAGAAUCUGAUAAUGUCUACUUGCUGCUAGCAUCAGCAUAUAAUCAGGAAGACCAACCCAGUGUAGAUGAAGAAAUGUAUGAGAAACUUCAAGAUCUGUGUAUUGAAGCUAAGCUGCUGAAGGAUCAAGCUGAUGAUGAAUCUAACAAAAUACGCAAAACUGAAAUGGACCUGCAUUCAGCACUUCAAAGAAUUAAAGAAUCAGAAGAUUCAUAUCUUCAAGAGGUGAGCCAGCGAAAAGAAAUUGAGAAGACUCUUGCUAGACAGAGGCUGCAGAUUGACAAAAUGAGAAGACAACAAUGCAUAUUAUCUGAUGAAUUACAGGAUUCAAAAAAGCAUAACCUUAUGCUUGAACAAUGUAUAACACAAAUGAAGUCUGCUGCAAAAGAUCACAUUGAAGAAAUUACCAAUUAUUUUAUAAAACAAUCAUGUGAAGAAUCUAAGAAACGCCAAAAGAUCAAAAUGGAUCUGCUUUCAACACUUCAGAGAGUAAGCGCUUUGUAUCAGGAGUCUAUGGUUCAACUAAGGAAGUUCGUGAUAAAAAAAUCUGAAGGAUCAUUACAGGUGAAAGAGAUGGAGAGUUUGCUCCAAAACGAGAAGGUACAGAGGGAAUACAUGGAGGAGAAGAUAGCAAGACAGAGGACAGAGAUUGAAGAAACAAAAAGGCAACGAGAUCAACUGUAUUACGACUUACAAGAUGUAAAAGAGCAGAGGCUCAGACUGGAACAAGUGGAUGUGUCUGAAGAAACUAACAGAAGAAAAGCUGAAAAAGAUCUACUCUCAUAUCUUCAAAGGAUUAAAGACCUGGAGCAUCAGCAUAUACAUCAGUUGAAAGAAAAGGAAAGAAUGGAGGAGACAAUGGCAAGGCAGACGGAAGAAAUUCAAGGAGCAAAAAGAAAGCUACAUGAGAUGCAUAGCAAACAUAUGACUGAAAUCAAGUCCACUGUGAACGUUCAUGAAGAAAAGCUUGCAAACAGCAAACAGCUUCUUCAAGAGCUCCAAGCAAAGAAUGAAAAUUUACUCCACGAGAGAGAUGCUGCAGUGACAGAAGCGAAAGAGUUACGCCAAAAGAACAAAAAAAGAGCCUCAAUGAUAACUGAAACUCCGAACACUGAGUUCUCAUUUGCCGAGCUGCAGAAAGCAACCAACGGAUUUGAUGAAGAAUUUAAGAUUAGUGAAGAUGAAUUUGCAAGGAUCUAUAAAGGUUUCAUCCGCAACACAAAUGUAGCAAUAAAGUUGUUCCAUCCACAAAGCUUAAAAGGACAAGCAAAGUUUUAUCAAGAGGUUGCUGUCCUCAGUAGAGUCAGGCAUCCUAAUCUCAUAACACUGAUAGGAGCAUGCCCAGACGAUUUCGCGCUGGUGUACGAAUUCCUCCCAAAUGGUACCCUCGAGGACUGGCUUUCAUGCAAGAAAAACAUGCCACCUCUGACAUGGAAGGUGCGCACAAGGAUCAUUGGGGAGAUAUGCUCAGCUUUGGCUUUCAUCCACUCACAGAAGCCUUAUCCAAUUGGUCACGGUGAUCUAAAUCUGGGAAACAUUCUCGUAGAUGCCAACUUCGUCAGCAAGCUGGGAGACUUGGGCAUCUGCCACCUCCACAGACAACCUGACUUACCGACCACCAACCUUCAACGUUACCCUACAAAGAACCAUAAAGGGACACUUUGUUAUAUGGACAAUGGUGAAUUCAAGACAGCUAGGGAGCUCAUGCUGUGGUCCGACGUGAACUCAUUCGGCAUUAUCAUACUUCGCUUACUGACGGGGAGAUCACAGCAACAGAUUGGUGAAAUUGUGGAAGAAGCAAUGGAGAAAGGAAACCUGCAUUCCAUCAUUGAUGCCUCUGCAGGGGACUGGCCAUUUACGCAGGCAAACAAGAUGGCACAUCUUGGUCUUAGAUGCAUCAACUUGAGCUGGGGACGCCAGCCAGAACUUGCUGGGGAAGUAUGGGUGGUGGUCGAGCAACUGAUGAAAGCCGCUAGCCUGACCACUGGGUCAUCUCAAUUUGAAUCACCCUCCGAUGCUCCACCUCCAUCACACUUCAUCUGUCCAAUUUUUCAGGUUAGUGAUCUACCAAAUCCACAUGGAUUUAAUAAAAAAGCCGCAUGAACCAAUGAUGUGCCA
This is a messenger RNA of Panicum virgatum (switchgrass), 3063 nucleotides long. Its product is annotated as U-box domain-containing protein 33-like. Lineage: Eukaryota; Viridiplantae; Streptophyta; Magnoliopsida; Poales; Poaceae. The record is from RefSeq and is a predicted model, not a curated record. Gene Ontology annotation, molecular function: ATP binding; protein kinase activity. Gene Ontology annotation, biological process: protein phosphorylation. The transcript has 11 exons. The coding region runs from base 16 to 3048 and encodes 1010 amino acids.